UUCCUGUAAACCCUGGGCCUGGGCGGAGACUGCUACUGGAAGGCUUGUUUCUCUGCUGAUUUCUACCUCUUCCACCCCUGGCGGGUCCUGGACUUCAGGAGUUUAACAAAUGGCGGCGCAAUGCGUGACGAAGGUGGAGCUGAGUAUCUCCUGUGACAAUCUUUUGGAUAAAGAUAUAGGCUCAAAGUCAGACCCUCUAUGUGUAUUGUUACUGAGUACCAGUGGACAGCAGUGGUAUGAGGUUGAACGUACAGAAAGGAUUAAAAAUUGUUUGAAUCCCUCAUUUACCAAAAAAUUUUUAAUUGAUUACUAUUUUGAAGUGGUUCAAAGGCUGAAGUUUGGGAUUUAUGACAUUGAUAACAAAACCAUUGAUUUGAAUGAUGAUGAUUUCUUGGGAGAAUUUGAAGGUACUUUGGGACAAAUUGUCUCCAGUAAGAAGUUAACUCGACCGUUGGUCCUCAAAAAUGGAAAACCUGCAGGAAAAGGGAACAUCACAAUUUCAGCUGAAGAAGUAAAGGAUAACAGAGUGGUCUUAUUUGAAAUUGAAGCAAGAAAACUGGAUAACAAGGAUUUAUUUGGAAAAUCUGAUCCCUACCUGGAAUUUCACAAGCAGACAUCAGAUGGACAGUGGCUAAUGGUACAUAGAACAGAGGUCAUUAAAAACAACUUGAAUCCUGUUUGGAAACCUUUCAAAAUUUCUCUUAACUCUCUGUGCUAUGGAGAUAUGGACAAAACCAUUAAGGUAGAGUGUUAUGAUUAUGAUAGUGAUGGGUCACAUGAUCUCAUUGGAACUUUUCAAACCACUAUGACAAAACUAAAAGAAGCCUCCCGAAACUCUCCCGUUGAAUUUGAAUGCAUAAAUGAAAAAAAGAGGCUGAAGAAGAAAAGCUACAAAAAUUCCGGUAUCAUCAGUGUGAAACGCUGUGAGAUUACAGUGGAAUGCACAUUCCUUGACUACAUCAUGGGAGGAUGUCAGCUGAAUUUUACCGUGGGAGUAGACUUCACUGGCUCAAAUGGUGAUCCGAGGUCUCCUGACUCUCUUCAUUAUAUCAGCCCCAAUGGAGUUAAUGAAUAUUUGACUGCUAUCUGGUCUGUUGGGAUGGUCAUUCAGGAUUAUGAUGCUGAUAAGAUGUUUCCAGCCUUUGGGUUUGGGGCCCAGAUACCUCCCCAGUGGCAGGUAUCACAUGAAUUUCCCCUAAACUUUAACUCAGCAAAUCCCUUCUGUAAUGGAAUACAAGGCAUCAUAGAAGCAUAUCGGACCUGCCUUCCUCAGAUAAGACUUUAUGGGCCAACUAACUUUUCUCCAAUAAUAAAUCACGUGGCCAAGUUUGCUGCUGCAGCCACACAGCAACAGACGGCUUCGCAAUAUUUUGUGCUCCUGAUCAUCACUGAUGGUGUGAUCACAGACCUUGAUCAAACCAGGCAGGCCAUAGUGAAUGCUGCCAAACUCCCAAUGUCCAUCAUCAUUGUUGGUGUUGGAGGGGCAGAUUUCAGUGCGAUGGAGUUUCUUGAUGGUGAUGGCGGAGCCCUGAGGUCCCCAACUGGCGAGACUGCUAUCAGAGACAUUGUUCAGUUUGUUCCUUUCAGACAAUUCCAGAAUGCUCCAAAGGAAGCCCUUGCUCAGUGUGUUCUGGCAGAAGUUCCCCAACAAGUAGUGGGUUACUUUAACACGUAUAAACUCCUCCCUCCGAAGAAUCCUGCUACAAAGUAAUGGAGACAGCUCAGGAGAAUUCCUGUGUGCCAGGUGGAGCUGUGGGUUCAUCAUCUCCCGAAAAUGCAUUCACCAGGGUCGGUUUUUGUGGCCCCUUAUGGUCUCUCUGUGUGUGAUGUGAUUCUUUUUUUUUUUUUUUUUUUUAACAUGGAGCCAUAUCUGUUUAAUGCAUUUCUUUCAGAAUAUCAUUUUUGUAUAUGCUUGUGAUUUCUUUUUGUAAACCUGAAGAGUGAAUGUCUGUAUAAUCAAUUUAGUGACUGGUAAUUGGUAAGAAUUGACUGAGGCAUGGUUGGGUUAGAAAGUGGCAGUAAGAUGAUUUUGCUUUACAUUAAUUGGAUAUGAAUGUGAUGAAGCCAUUUAACUCCCACCCUUGAUCAAGAUAAAGCUGUUUAGCUGAGAUGAGUUGGGGUUACUUUAACUGGUCCUUCUUAUACCUCAUUAUAGCCCAUAGAGUGUCAACUUUCUUCACUUGCCUUUACCCAGUGCUGCAGUCUACAAGCCACAUCGUUAUGUAAAUUAAUGCUUUUGCCUCGAGGGGAAGACACAGACUUACUUUCUUAUUAAACAAUCACCGAAUAGAUACCUGUUAUAGACAAACAAUUCUGUUGACUUUUUUUGGGGGCUCUUUAAAAAUGAUUUUUUUCAUCAUAGAAGAUUCUGAAAAUGAUCAGGUUGAAAGUGGGUCUUGUUCUUAAACUGCUUCGGGCAAAAUGGAAGAUUCUUUAGAAAUUAAGACAAUAGCUUUUGUUCUUAUUGCUGUGGUGCCAGAUCUGCUCUGUUGGUAAGGAGUUCAGCUCAUGUUAGCCUGUGUUUUGUGAGCCUGUUUGAGGCUCACAGGUUUGAGGCUGGUAAAUCAAGUGGUCUGAUGAGAAGUUGACUCAUGAGCCACAAUGAAUUUAGGAACCGGCUUAGUGUCCCCCACUUUCCUGAAAGCCAGAUAAUCUUUCCUUCUUCCUGUAGCUCACUUUACACUUUCUUACGCACCACAUGUUAAUCCGUGCUAGAGGCAAUCACUUUUGUCUCAUUAUGCAAUAUUUUUUAAGAGAGAUUUUCUUGAGGGAAAUAGUGGUUUCCUACCAAUUAACCUAUCAUUUUAUAAGAAUAUUAUUUUUUAGUCACAGGAUGUGUCCUACCUUCAAGCAUAAAAUCUUUUGGAAUUAAAAAAAAUUUGUUUUUGAGUCAUCAACCCCAUUUGAGAAGUCUUUUAAUGUGUAUAUUAUAAGCCUUUGAAGGCUUUGUGGUAAUGGACAGAAAACCAGCCUCAACGCUGAAGAUGCCUGGGUUCGAGUCUCACUUUGGAAAUAUACAGUAUAUGUGACAAAUUGCUUCAACUUUCAGUGCUCUGGGUAGCUCUCUCAGACCAUAUGUUUCAGAGAAGGAGUUAACCUGCACUGGUGAAGGGAGUUUCCUCUAACAACCAAAUCACAGGGCCAGUCUCUAUCUCUAUGUUGUUUUUACUCAAAAUAGAAUCCUCUCCAUUCUGAAGGCUGUUUUUCCAGAAUAUAUUGUGUUAGAGCAUAUUUCCUUUUCGUGAAUUGCUUUGAAAAAAUACCCAACAUCAAAACUCCGGCCAUAUCUAAUACCAUCAACAUAUGUAUAUACAAAAUAGCAUUAAAUCCAUUAACAUAUAUGUAUUUAUAAGCCCAUUAUCAUGUACUUAUACAUAUUAAAAGUGCAACACUGAAAACCAGUAUAUAUUUUACAUGAAAAUAAAGUGUGUGUGUGUGUGUGUGUGUGUGUGUGUGUGUGUUAAUGGUUUUUAGUGUUGGUCCAAAUAUACAUGUAUAAAAAAGGUUAUAUCCUUUAUUCUAGCUUUUUAGUCUUGUUGAAAAGCCUCCAGCACCUGGGUCUAGUUUUAUACACCUUCAUUGCAAUAUGGAAGAGAGGACUAGGGCUUAACAGACCCUGCUUCUUUAAAAUGACUGGACAAUUCAAGCAGAGGUUCUUCUUUCUUACUGCCACGUUGUGUUUGACUGAGUAGACUAGCUGACUGGCCUUGUAGAAUUCCCUGUAAGUCUUAGGGACUGGGCAAACCACUAUUAACCAAUACUCACCUGACUAAUAGUAUCUUACUUCUUGUGGCCUUAUAUCUUGUUGGCAAUCCUUUAUUUAGACUGUAUCCCUGCUGUGGAGUGACUAAUUGGUCAUUCUUUACUGGCUUGGGGCUUGAAUUAUGUGGAAAAUGGCCACCAAUUUUUCUACUUCAUUUAAUCAACAAUCAAUUAACAUUUAUUAAGCACCUAAUAUGUAUCAGACACUGUGCUAAGUGUUGGAGAUGCAAAGGAGAAUGGAACAUUUAAAUGAAACACAGUCAUUUAAAUCACCCAGGUUACAAGGUCAGGGAUACCAUGGAAAAAGCAGAUUUAGACUGUUUCUGUUUCUGUAGCAUUCCUUUACUUGGAAUAUUCCUCUCAAACAAUCUGAUGCCUUUGAGUUCAUGGUCAGAUGCUGCUGAGGCAGAAUAAGGUGUCGUAAGGUAAAUACUUGCCUGUUUUAUGUAUGUAUUGAGUUAAAAGCAUUUACACUUAUAUUUUCAUCACUUUAUGAAAAACAUGUAGUUUCAAUAACCCAACCCCUUUCUCUUGUGCCACAUUUGGAUUGAGUUUUGUAUUUGAAAUAAUCUCUCCUUUUUGCAUUCAUAUUUCUAAAGAGGAUAUUGUGGGAUUGAUUAUAGGGUGUCUUGAGACCAAAUAGAUCGUGUUAUCUUAACAGCUGUGCAAAUAUCCAGAUGAGAAAUAUAUCCCCAGAGCUGUUUCCUGACCAAGGUUUUUGUUUUGAGAAAACUGUACACAAACUAGCCUAGCUAGUUUGUGCCACCUUGUGGUAAAACUUCAGAAAUGAAAUAUUAUUAUGAACUUGGGAAAUGUAAAUCUCAGACCAGUGAUUCUCAGACUUUUAGUUUCAUGGUCCCCCAGCUGGUUUUGAAAGUGAACUUGAUACUCAUACCUUCUUAUUCUGUAUUUUUAAUGCACUUUUCAUAUCUCUUCCUUUACUUAUUUGGAAAUUUAUUUUCUUAAAACAAUAAUAAAAACAAAAAACAAAA
Molecule: messenger RNA, 4754 nt
Organism: Vombatus ursinus (common wombat)
Lineage: Eukaryota; Metazoa; Chordata; Mammalia; Diprotodontia; Vombatidae
Gene: CPNE3
Product: copine 3
Exons: 16
Coding region: 110-1711 (533 amino acids)
Biological process (GO): cellular response to calcium ion; ERBB2 signaling pathway
Cellular component (GO): plasma membrane
Molecular function (GO): calcium-dependent phospholipid binding; receptor tyrosine kinase binding
Source: RefSeq, a predicted model, not a curated record